Messenger RNA from Leptidea sinapis, 2593 nucleotides. RefSeq names its product protein scarlet-like. The transcript is spliced from 12 exons. NCBI's taxonomy places the organism in Eukaryota, Metazoa, Arthropoda, Insecta, Lepidoptera, Pieridae. Gene Ontology annotation, cellular component: plasma membrane. The coding region runs from base 210 to 2162 and encodes 650 amino acids. The record is from RefSeq and is a predicted model, not a curated record. Gene Ontology annotation, molecular function: ABC-type transporter activity; ATP hydrolysis activity; ATP binding.
UCGUAAGUAUCGCGCGUUGCGUCAUUUCCUUUCCCGCGCAUUGUUCGCCAUCAUUUAAUGAAUUAAAACUUUUAAAGUUUUUUUUUACAAAAAUUUAUAAUUAUUUGUGAGCAGUGUGAUAAGUUCAUGUGUAUCAAUCCAUCCACGUUCCAUAUAGUGAAUAGUUAAUAUUUUUUUUAUUAUUUACGAAACAAAUGACUUAACACACGAUGAACACAAUGAAGGAGCUGAGUUUAAAAAUACCGAAAAUGCCGACGCGUAAUGUCCUCACGGGGGCUGUCGUCAACUGGGAUGAUGACGAGCUCGCUGGAUUAGGAGACACACCAGAGAACCUCACUCUAGCUUGGAAGGACCUAUCUGUAUACAGAAAGAGAAAACAUCAGUCAAGUAUUUGGCGAUCACCGACAUACGAAGAAGUCAAAGUCUUACAUGGAGUGAGCGGUAUCGCAUCUUCCGGCAACUUGGUCGCUUUGAUGGGAUCAAGUGGUGCUGGUAAGACGACGUUACUGGCAGCCAUAAGUCGUCGAGACAAGAGCGCCAUGACGGGAUACCUGAUGCUGAACGGCAGAUUGGCUGGUGCUGACCUCAUCGCCAGGAUAUCAGGCUUCGUGCCGCAAGAAGACUUAUCUAUUGAAGAUCUAUCGGUAGCAGAGCAUAUGGAGUUUAUGGCACGAUUGAUGAUGGACAAGAGAUCGUCAAAAGUUACUCGCAGUAGGCGAGUUCAACAAUUGUUGGCAGAUCUUGGUGUGGCCAGCUGUACCAGAACGAAGCUGAAGGCACUCUCAGGGGGGGAAAGGAAGCGAGUAGCCUUGGCUGUACAGCUACUAAAUGACCCUCCAAUCUUAUUUUGUGACGAGCCUACUACGGGUCUAGAUAGUUCGGCGGCCAGUGCUGUCGUGUCAAGAUUAAGACGGCUCGCCAUUGGUGGAAAGUUAGUGAUAUGUUCCGUCCACCAACCGGCGUCUGGAGUAUUUGAAUUGUUCCAUCAAGUGGUGCUUUUAGCCAAUGGGCGUGUCGCAUUCCAUGGGACUAAUGAGCAGGCUGAUAAUUUCUUUGCAUCCCUUAACUUCAAAUGCCCAGUUGGCUUCAAUGCAGCGGAAUAUUACGUGUCGCUACUCGGAGUGCAGACAGAUAAAGAGAUGGAAAGUCGAGAUCGUAUUAGACGUAUCUGUAACGAGUACCAACGGUCGGAAAUAGCUGCUGAUAUUGAGCGACGGGUUGGCGACGUUAAGGAUGAAGUAGAAUAUUUCAACGGAACUGGAGAUGGAAAGAACACACACUUCGAGCGAUAUCUCACACUAGUCAAAGUAAACUACUUCGUCCAAUUCUACUGGUUGAUGUGGAGGAAUAUACUAUCGAUAAAGCACAACAAGAGCAUAUGGAUAGCGGAGUUUGUACUUCUAAUGUUCGUAGGCCUGAUAAUCUCCAUCCCCUACCAUGGACACUUCCAAGAGCUGGACCAGCGUGACAUACAGAAUGCUGAGGGUCUGCUCUACCUCACCAUCACCGAGACAAUUUUCCUCUUCAUCUACGCCGUCUUUAUAACAUUCCCAAAAGAAGUGCCGAUACUGCUUCGAGAGACUGCCAGUGGACUGUACUCUCCGCUGCCUUACUACCUUUCGAAGAUGAUAUUUUGGAUACCCCGCGCUGUGAUAGAGCCGAUUCUGUUCGCGACCCUGGUAUUCACAGUGGCUGGUCUCCAAGGCGGCUUCGCAAACUGGGUUGGCUUCUGUUUCGUUUGCGUACUCUGCGCAAAUUACGCAAAUGCAUAUGGAUCGUUCCUAUCAGCUACAUUCGAAAAAUUGGAGACAGCUGCUCUUUUCGCUGUACCCUUCGAUCUGAUCGGCAUCAUGUUCUCCGGGAUCUACCUCAACCUGAACAGCACCAACAAAUACGUAGCCUGGAUCCGUUACGUAUCAGGUUUUUACUACGGCACGGAGGCCGUCUCCAUCCUCCAAUGGGAUAGCAUUACUUCAAUUAAAUGUGUCAAACUGCCAGGCGUGCCGUGUAUUAAAACAGGAUCUGAAGUCCUCGAAAGGUUUGGAUUCGUAGACACACAUUUCUAUAGGAAUUGUGUAUGUUUAUUUAUAAUGUACUGCGUAGGACAUUCCAUAGCAUUUUUAAUGGUUGUUAAAAGAAGUAGAGGAACGCCAGUAUAUUGAUACUUUAACCCUUUGUCCGUUCUUCUGUCAACAAAAUAAGAAAUAUCGUUAAGCAGUUAUGUAGCAGAUGGCCAAAACUGGGGAGGUAAAUAAACAUACCUAGAUUUAUAAAUGAAGCGUCGUCAUAAAAGCUUAGGCCUUAGCGGAUACACUAGAUGGGCUAGAGCGCUAGAGGCGUCAAGUCUGAAAGCCGUGUCGUCUGUAAAUUUUGAUGAAAAUAUAAAUUUUGACAAAAGAAAUUAAAAAAUUGAAAUCGGAACCAUUCUCUUGCGGCUCACACUUGACUUAUCUUUUGUUAGGAAAUUGUAACUUUGAAUGUUUGCCCCUUUUAUAUUUCUACAGAAGUAGGUAGAGACUAACUUACAAAACUUACCAUAGCCUUACUAACUCACAGAACAUUCGUGAAAUGUGAAUAAAUUAUUCAUCUGUCA